ACCGUGUCACUUGUGUACUGUUAGCUAACUAGCUACUAUAAAGUGAAAAGUGUAAUUCGGAUGCCGGAAUGCAAGACAUGGCGAAACGCGCAGACGUCAAGCCUGGAAGAGAGAACCGGCGUCGGAAACAAAACACCCAACUGUAGUGCACUUCCUAUGCGCCACGUCGGAGCCCAGACCCGGCAGGAAGAGCGGUCAGAGGAGCGAGAGAGAGUGGAACUGCCAUGCAGCCUGCUGCACGCUCCCGUCUCUCAGCGUAUGUGCUGGUGCUGUUGGUUUUGGGGUUCGAGCCAGUGAUCCCUCAGGAGCCAACAGCUCCCACCCCCCCUAAACCAGGCCAGGAGGUCAGCUGGACCCUGGGAUUCCGUCUGUACCGGGCCCUGCGCGCUGAUGGUACCGAGAACCCCCUGUUUUCCCCCCUGAUGCUGGCCGGCUCGCUGGGUGCUCUGGGGGACAGAGCAGGGGGCACGACCGCGGUUCAGUUCCAGCAGAUCCUCAACACCUCUGCACUUCCACUGAAGGACCAGCUGGAGGUGCUGUCCGGGGCCGUGAAAUCCAUCCGCGCGGCAAACGGAACCGGCUUUAACCUCCACAGCUCUUCGGCUGUCUUCACGAAGAAGGCCCCCGUCCUGGACGCGGAGUUCCUGAAGGAGGCGCAGACCCGCUUCCGGCUGGAGCACGUGGCGCUGGGGGCGGGGGACAGCCAGGCCGACUGGGAGGCCCUCCAUGCCUGGGCCGGGCGGGGCAUGGGCGGGGCCAAAGGGGCUCACCCGCCAGGGGACGUUCUGGCAAAGCCAGGGGCCCUGAUACUCGCCCACGCCCUGCACUUCAGAGGUCUGUGGGACAAAGGGUUCGAGGAGGGAAGCCAGGACAUUCGCAGUUUUCUGGGGACUAAGUACACCAAGACUCCCAUGAUGCACUGCGCAGGUGUGUUCCGUCACUAUGAAGACAUGGAGAACAUGGUCCAGGUUCUGGAGAUGGGGCUGUGGGGUGGCCGGGCCAGCCUGGUUCUGCUGCUGCCCUUCCAUGUGGAGCCCCUGACCCGACUGGACCGACUCCUGACCCCGGAGCUUCUGGCAAAGUGGCUCGAGAAGCUGCGUGAGCAGAGCAUGGCCAUCUCCCUGCCCAGAGCCACACUGACCAGCACUCUCAACCUGCAGAAACACCUGUCCGCCCUGGGGCUGACUGACGCCUGGGACGAGAAGAAGGCGGAUUUUUCAGGAGUGAUGGGGAAGGCGGCCGGGCAGGGGGAGCUCCACCUGGCGGGGGUUCUGCACUGGGCCACUCUGGAGCUCACACCACAGGGGGGCGGGGAGACGGAUGAGGAGAAGGUGGGGAAGACCAAGCUGUUCUAUGCUGAUCACUCCUUCAUCGUCCUGGUGAAAGACAAUGUCUCUGGAGCGCUUCUGCUCAUGGGAGCCCUGGAUCAAACAGAGGGGGCAGCCCUGCAUGACGAGCUAUAGGCACACCUGCACUGACACAGUUACGCCCACACUGACACACUCACGCCCACAC
This is a messenger RNA of Megalops cyprinoides (Indo-Pacific tarpon), 1515 nucleotides long. RefSeq names its product serine (or cysteine) peptidase inhibitor, clade H, member 2 (gene serpinh2). Gene Ontology annotation, molecular function: serine-type endopeptidase inhibitor activity. NCBI's taxonomy places the organism in Eukaryota, Metazoa, Chordata, Actinopteri, Elopiformes, Megalopidae. Gene Ontology annotation, cellular component: endoplasmic reticulum. Bases 225 to 1463 code for a protein of 412 amino acids. The record is from RefSeq and is a predicted model, not a curated record. The transcript is spliced from 5 exons. Gene Ontology annotation, biological process: collagen fibril organization; negative regulation of endopeptidase activity.